Drosophila novamexicana is the source of this 608-nucleotide messenger RNA. Its product is annotated as cytidine deaminase. Gene Ontology annotation, molecular function: cytidine deaminase activity; zinc ion binding. The record is from RefSeq and is a predicted model, not a curated record. Gene Ontology annotation, cellular component: cytosol. The transcript is spliced from 2 exons. Lineage: Eukaryota; Metazoa; Arthropoda; Insecta; Diptera; Drosophilidae. Bases 22 to 525 code for a protein of 167 amino acids.
UAAAUAGAAACAUUUAUUAAUAUGGCACAUCUGUUAAAAGGCUUGGCCCAGCCAGAAAUUUUAGAGUCCGUGGUCCCAUACGGCAACUUGGAUGCAACGGUUCAGGAACUGCUAUGUGCUGCAUAUGUGGUGCGCCAGCGCGCCUAUGCGCCGUAUAGCAAUUUCAAGGUAGGCUCCGCUUUCCGUGCGAAGAUCAGCAAUCAAAUCUUCACUGGCUGUAAUGUGGAGAAUGCCGCCUUUACGCCAACAGCGUGUGCGGAGCGUACGGCCCUUACCAAGGCCAUCAGUGAAGGCCAUCAGCAGUUCUCGACCGGCGCCGUGGUCGCCUAUAAGCCCGAAGUGUUCAUCUCACCAUGCGGCGUGUGUCGACAGUUUAUCAGGGAGUUUGCUGGCAACACUGAUAUACCCAUCUAUAUAGCACAGGCAUUGGAGGAGCGAACGCCCGAGCAGCCAUUCAAAAGCGAUGAUCCCGUGCUUUGCACAUCCAUUUUCAAUCUGUUGCCAAAGAGUUUCCACACCUACUGAAAGAUCUAGAUACAUUUCAAGGUUAACAUAAUCCAAAGGUUUUAGAAUUUGCUUAAUAAAUCACAUAUUGACACUAGUAAACA